CCGAGCGUUUGUUCCAGUACAGCCGGUCGGCGUUGUCUUUCCCUCGUCUCCAACUUCUUCCGUGCCUCCCUCAUUCUCGCCUGUCUCCUCCCACUUUCUCUUACUCACUCGCUUGCCUCCUCACUCCGGUCCGGCAGCUCCCGGAUUUGCUGUUCGUUUCAUCUCGGUGCCCCUGGUUCCCCCAUGGCUGCGAUCAAAGCCCUGCAGCAGUGGUGUAAGAAACAGUGUGAGGGAUAUCGCGACGUGGAGAUCACUAACAUGACCACCUCUUGGCGGGAUGGGCUGGCUUUUUGCGCCAUCCUACACCACUUUAGACCCGAGCUCAUAGAUUUUGAUUCGCUUAAGAAAGAAGAUGUUUAUGAGAACAAUAAGUUGGCUUUCCGCGUGGCGGAGGAGGAGCUGGGCAUCCCGGCACUGUUGGAUGCAGAGGAUAUGGUGGCGCUGAGAGUCCCCGACAGGCUGAGCAUCCUGACCUACGUCUCGCAAUACUAUAAUUUCUUCACAGGCCGGUCACCCAUUGGCGGUAUGGCUCACAUUAAAAGACCUGCAACUGAUUCAAGUGAGGAGCCAGCACAGAAGAAGCUGACGCCUGAGACUAAGCCAAAGCACCCCAAGAAUACACGGACUGACAACCAUGAGCCAGUGCCUCACGCUGCGGCAACCUGUCGGGUCGCAUCGCCGAACAAGGUUCCAGCUCGUGAUACUGGAGACAGAUCAAGCAAGUCAGGGACACUAACCAGUAGCUGUGGCAUCUGCAAAAAAAAUGUUCUCUUGGUUCAACGGUACUUGGUCGAUGGAAAACUUUAUCACAGAAACUGCUUCAGAUGCACGCAGUGUUCCACCAUGCUCAUGGCUGGAGCCUACAAGGCAGGGCCUACGCCAGGGACUUUCAUCUGCAUCACCCACUCAGCCAACCGUGAGAAGAGCAGUCAGCAGUCCACCAGCCCCUCUAAGCAGCUGGACAACAGACCCAGUGAGCCGGCCCCAGCCGUCCACAAGCCUGUGUUCAGCCAUGUGAACGCAUCUGCGGCAGUGAUGCCCAGCAGCAAGCAGCCUGAGUGCCCCAGGGCAGGGCCCGGUCUGGCAGAAGGGACCCAACCUGCAAGGCAGCGCUUCCUGAGCCCGGCGACGCCUGAGAAGGGAUCCGCAGUCAGCCCUCAGCAGUCUCAGGAUGCUGGACGGGGGUGGCGGAAUUCAACAGAAACCACGGUGCAGAAACUGUGGUCACCUGCAAAGCUGGAGCAUGCCAGUGCAGCUGUGAAGAGUCCCACUGCAGCCGUCAAAAUGAGCACUGAAGCGGACAAAGAGAAAGCCCGCGCUGUUUUCCAGAGGAUUUUGCCUUUGGACAACAGCAACACUAGUAGUCGAGGCUCCACCUCAACCGCAUUGGUCAGUGCAGAGAGGUCUCCAGACAAGCAGCCCACCAGCUAUCACACCACCCAGUCCAUCACGCUGAGCCAAGGCAGCAAGGAAGGAGCCAGGUUGUUGGACCGACUGAAGGAUCAGGACUCAGGGCGAGGUCAGCAGGCCAAGGACUCCAAAUGGAGGCCUAUCUCGAGUUAUGAGCCUGCAGUCAGCAGAGGAGGUGCCAAUUCUGCAGUUGUCCACCCAGCAGUGACAAGACAAACACUACGGUCUUCAUUGAACAGAGCCUCCAGCAUGAGUGAAGCAACCAGUCGUACGCCAGUCCCAGCCCAGAAGGCAAACAAUAAAGGGAACUACUCCUACAGUCCACAGAUCAUUACCAAGGCUCAGGAUGAGGAAUCUCCAUCUGACUGGAGGCUGAAACUGAAGCCUGUCCAGAAGCAGCACAGUCUCGGACCCUCAGAUCUCAAGCAAAUUCACAGUUCACUUGUAAACCGGGAUAUAAAGAAGCCAGCAGAAUCUGGCAAUGUAUCGAGCAUCGCCAGCGCACAGAAAACAACACCAAGUCCAAGUACAAGUGCAGCUCGGGAGAACGCUAGCACGCCUGUUGGACAUACUGUAGAGGUGACCUUCUCUCUCCACGUUCCAGGUAAUGUCUCAAUUUCCACAUCACCUGCCUCUCCCAACAAGCAGUCAAGUCCAGAGACUAGGCCCUCUCAGUCAACAUAUCAGAAGAAAGUACUCAAACCAGACCCACAGCUAUUGUCCGGAGUUGGGGAUGCCUUCCAGUCUCCAACCACUGCUGACAAGCACGUCAUCACGGUUACUCCCUCUAAGAAGGAAGGAAGUGGCUCUCAAACUCCAGGGGUCAUCUGUCGACCAACUUUGGAUAAGGUAUCAGAGGAACCUUCAGGCAAGCAGAGCUGGGUUCAAGGCAAAUUAAGUAUGGAGACAGCAAGAGAAGAAUUUUUUAAAGAUGUUUUCAUAGGUGGCAAUGACAAGGAGAACAAUAAUCUGGCAAAACCUGCUGAAUCAUCACAAGAGACUCCACCCAGUUGCCGGAUGUCGGAGCAGGAAAUUCAGAGGGAACUGAAAAGUAUUGGGAAGGAGCUGGACGCUUUAGAACAGAAGGGGGUGGAGCUGGAACCUCAGCUCCGGACCUGCGAAGGAGAUGACCAAGAAGAUGACCUAAUGGUGGAGUGGUUCAAACUGAUCCAUGAGAAGCAGUUGCUGAUGAGAAGGGAGUCUGAACUUGUUUACAUAUCAAAGCAACAGAUUCUGGAGGAUCACCAGCGUGUGAUUGACCAGGAACUGCGAAUGUUAAUGGGUAAAGCAGAGGAACAAAAAACUGACAAAGACCGGGCCCGUGAACGGGAACUGAUGGAAAAGCUGCUGAAAACAGUGGAGGACAGGAAUAACAUCAUCGACAGACUGGAUGAGGAUCGAGUGAGAGAAAUGGAAGAGGACCUCAUGAUGGAAGCUAUGAUCAACAAAAUUGACAUCAACAAGGACAUAGAACCUGAUCUGAAGAAGAAAAGCAAGUUCAGUCUCAUGAAGCUCAUGAAGCGACUCGGUGGCAAGUCAAAGGGGAAGGAGUAGUGUGUUGACCUAGAACAAUAUCUUGAGAAACCUGUUUUGUACUCAUGUUCCACUCUCAGUGCGAACCUCCUGCUGACCAAAUCCAAGAGUCAAACGCAGUACAGAAACAGGUCCUCUGACCUACCAAGUACCCAUUAACCAUCAGUCACCCAUUUGCACAUCCUAUUUUGUUCUCCCCACACUCCCAUCAACUUGACCCUGGAUUCUACCAUUCACCUACACACCAGUGGCCAGUUAACCUACCAACCCACACUGUGUGGAAGGAAACUGGAGAACCUGGAGGAAACCCAUGUGGUCGGAGGGAGAACUUGCAAACUCCACACAGACAGUACAGUAGUCAGGAUUAAAACCAAACCACUGGAACAGUGUUGGGUGAAAUCACAAAGGAGCCUAUCCCACAAGUGGCUAAUGUGGAGUAACUGGACCUCUACACCAUCUAUCUGAUUGUCUCUCUUUGAGACCAUAUCUCAACAUCAUUUUAUUACCCAUGCUGUUCCAAUCCAUUGGAUUGUUAUGGAUGCUGAAGGACAUUGAGAUUGUAAGAUGGAAUAACUCUGCUGCUCAGGAAGUUAAUAGUCCUUCUGUCAUUGGAGGGUAAUUCCAUUAUCUUCCUACCAUUUGUUUCACCUUGAGCCUCAGCUGUAUUCUCAACAGAUCUACCAUUGAGACUCAGAAUGCUUGGCUAAAGGAAACUCUGGUGUGGUUGACCGUUCUCCCCAACCCACAGGAAAUGGCCAGCACUUGUGACUCUAACUGGCUGCCAGUGACUAGUGGUGCUCCGCAGGGAGGGGAGUUGAGAGAGGUAAUAAAUCAUCCACGAUGAAGUGGCGCAGCAGACUUGAUGGGCCAACUGCUCUUAUGGUCUCCCCGAGAUGACAUUGGCCAUUGGGGCAUUUAAAGCAUUUAUCCUGACCUUGGCAUUGAGUGUAGUGUUGCAAGAGCCAUUCACUGCCAUGGAACUGAGCUUGGGAGUGCUGAGGUUGUAGGUCUUGCUUUCAAAUGUUGAUUAGUCCCAUUGAUUCUGUGAUUCUAUUAAAGAGGAGGACCUGGUGUCUGUGUGAACUGUUGUGCACUGAGGCAAAGAGCGUGUGAAAGCUCAAGUGUUGCUUUGUGAUAAUAGGUCUUCAACUCUUCAGACUUUAAUACAGGUAGUGUUGAUGUUUGAUGCUGAGCUUUGCCAGAUUUCCUAUGAGCUACUUCGAGGAUUAUCAUAUCCCUAGGCACCAAUAUAGGAAGCAGGAGAGGACUUUUGAUCCAUUUGAAGUUGAUUUGGUUGGAAUGAGUCAUUGGGUAAAUUGGCUGCUUUGUAUAAAGAGAAUGUUAGUGAUUCUUUUCAGUUAACUUUGUUUUUGAAAUCUUGUAUGAUUUCCUAUAUCUCCUCUUGAUAUAAGACCAUAAGACAAAGGAGUAGAAGUAGGCCAUCUGGCCCAUCGAGUCUGCUCCGUCAUUUUAUCAUGAGCUGAUGCAUUCUCCUAUUUAGUCCCACUCCCUCGCCUUCUCACCAUAACCUUUGAUGCCCUGGCUACUCAGAUACCUAUCAAUCUCUGCCUUAAAUACACCAAAUGACUUGGCUUCCACUGCUGCCCGUGGCAACAAAUUCCAUAGAUUCACCACCCUCUGACUAAAAAAAUUUCUUUGCAUUUCUGUUCUGAAUGGGCGCCCUUCAAUCCUUAAGUCAUGCCCUCUCAUACUAGACUCCCCCAUCAUGGGAAACAACUUUGCCACAUCCACUCUGUCCAUGCCUUUCAACAUUCAAAAUGUUUCUAUGAGGUAUCCCCUCAUUUUUCUAAACUCCAAGGAAUACAGUCUAAGAGCGGACAAACGUCCUCAUAUGUUAACCCUCUCAUUCCCGGAAUCAUUCUAGUGAAUCUUCUCUGUACCCUUUCCAACGUCAGCACAUCCUUUCUUAAAUAAGGAGACCAAAACUGCCCACAGUACUCCAAGUGAGGCCUCACCAGCACCUCAACAUCAAUCCCCGCUCCUAUACUCUAUUCCUCUAGAAAUGAAUGCCAACAUUGCAUUCGCUUUCUUCACUACUGUCUCAACCUGGAGAUUAACUUUAAGGGUAUCCUGUACGAGGACUCCCAAGUCCCGUUGCAUCUCAGAACUUUGAAUUCUUUCCCCAUUUAAAUAAUAGUCUGCCCGUUUAUUUUUUCUGCCAAAGUGCAUAACCAUACACUUUCCAACAUUGUACUUCAUUUGCCACUUCUCUGCCCAUUCUUCCAAUCUAUCCAAGUCUCUCUGCAGACUCUCCGUUUCCUCAGCACUUCCGGCCCCUCCACCUAUCUUCGUAUCAUCAGCAAACUUAGCCACAAAGCCAUCUAUUCCAUAAACCAAAUCGUUGAUGUACAAUGUAAAAAGAAGAGGCCCCAACACUGACCCCUGUGGAACACCACUGGUAACCGGCAGCCAACCAGAAUAGGAUCCCUUUAUUCCCACUCUCUGUUUCCUGCCAAUCAGCCAAUGCUCUAUCCAUGUAUGUGACUUUGUACCACUUGGCAAUGUUGGCUAUAAUUAAGGAAGACUUGAUUCCAAGAUAUUCUAAAAAUGUGUUGUACUUAGCGAAACUUACUGAUAUUUAGUCAAAGUAGUAGUUUGGGAAGUGCAACAGCAAGUUGUGCACAGCAAGAUUCCAAAAUGUUUUGUAGGAGUAAGCAGAUCCAUGUCUUUUAGUAAUGUUAGUUGAUUGAUAAAUAUUGGUCAGGACACCAGGGAGAAUUGUCCUGUUCUUCUCUGAGAUGUUGCUGUGGGAGUUUACAUAUUACCCUGAGAGGACAGAUGUGACUAACUUUGUUCCAAUUUCUCAUCUGCAAGUUGGAAACUGGCUGCAGUAGAGUGUAUAGCAACAAAAACCAUAUGGUUUUGCAAGUAUUCUGCGGUAUCAAUAAAAACGGCAACAUCUUCACCAAAGGGUGAGGAUUUAGAUGGAAAACUAAAGAAAGGAGAGAAGUGACACACACGAAAUGUGGAGGAACUCAACAGGUCAGGCAGCAUCUAUAGAAAAGUGUACAGUAGACAUUUCAGGCCGAGACCCUUCAGCAGGACUGGAGAGAAAAAAAGAUGAAAGAGAGAGAAGGAAGGGUUUCAAGAAGUGAUCCAAAAGUUUUGGGGCCAGAUAGUUGAAGCCGCAACUGCCAUUGGUUGGGUGAAGGAAAUCAAGGGGUGAGCACACAGAUUGAGGGAGGAUCAGUAUUAUUACAGGAUGUUGCAAGGGUGCAGAAGAUUUCAGAGGUCUUGCAUUUGAGGGAUUUAAGUAUGCUAUAUUUUUGAGAUGCCCUGCAUUAAAUGGCACAUGUUGAUGAGAAGAAAUCAGGAUAUUGGAGACAAACGUUAAUUGGAUGCAGCAAGCUCUCUGGACGUCUAUGACGAUGAAAGUGGUGUGACAGUGUGAGUGUUAUGGUGUAAGGAAGAGCCUAAUAGAAUUAAAUAGCUUUGGAGGCUGGGGUUUGUCGUUGAGGUCACUUGGUUCUCACCUCUGAGGGAGUAAUAAGGCUACAGUGUGGAGGUGUCAGUAUUGUUACUCUAUCAAUGGAUUAAUUACUGAGGAAAAAGAUACUCUUUUAUGAAUGUACAUUACUGCAGAUAAAUCUAAUUUCAAAAUGUGAGAUAAUUUUUAAAAGUUUUUGAAAAGGUACUUUGACAAAUAAAUAUUUUUGACAUUUUUUAAAUCAUUUGCUUUUAACAAUUAACUGCAGUGCCUUACACUUACUUGUCGAUCCAAUGUACAUAUACAGUGUCUAUAAAAAGUAUUCACUGCCCCCCCUUGGAAGUUUUCAUGUUUCAUUGUUUUACAACAUUGAAUCAUGGUGGUUUUAAUUUGGCUUUUUUUGACAGUGAUCAACAGAAAGACUUUUUUUUGUGUCAAAGUGAAACAGAACUCUACAAAGUGAUCUGAAUUAAUUACAACAAUAAAACACAAAAUAAUUGAUUGCAUAAGUAUUAACACCCCCCCUUUAAUAUGAUACACCAAAUCAUCGCAAGUGCAGCCAACUGGUUUUAGCAGUCACAUAAUUAAUUAAAUGGAGAUCGCUAGUGUACAGUCAAGGUGCUUCAAUUGAUUGUAGUAGAAUUACACUUGUAGCUGGAAGGUCCAACUGUUGGUGAGUCAGUAUCCUGGCAAAAACUACACCAUGAAAACAAAAGAACACUCCAAGCAACUUUGUGAAAAGGUUAUUGAAAAGAACAAGUCAGGAGAUGGAUACAAGAGAAUUUUUUAAGUCACUGAAUAUCCCUUGGAGUAUAGUUAAGUCAAUCAUCAAGAAAUGGAAAGAAUAUGACACAGCUGUAAAUAUGUCUAGAGCAGGUCGUCCUCAAAAACUGAGUGAUCGUGUCAAAAGGGGGCAUGUGAGGGAAGCCACCAACAGACCUAUAACAACUCUAGAGGAGUUACUAACUUCAGUGGCUGAGAUGGGAGAGACUGCACAUACAACUGUUGCCUGGGUACUUCACCAGUCACAGUUUUAUAGAAGAGUGGCAAAGAGAAAGCCACUGUUGAAAAAAAUCACAUGAAAUCUCAGCCAGAAGGCAUGUUGGAGACUCUGAAGUCAGCUGGAAGAAGGUUCUCUGGCUGAAAAUUGAGCUUUUUGCCCAUCAGACUAAAUGCACCAUCAAAAACACACCAUCCAUCCCGUGAAGCAUUGUGGUGGCUGCAUCAUGCUGUGGGGAUGCUUCACUGCAACAGGCCCUGAAAGGCUUGUGAAGGUAGAGGGUAAAAUGAAUGCGGCAAAAUACGGGGAAAUCUUGGAGGAAAACCUGUUGCAGUCUGCAAGAGAACUACGACUAGGGAGAAGAUUUGUUUUCCAGGAAUUCAAUGACCCCAAGCAUAAAGCCAAAGCUACACAGGAAUGGCUUAAAAACAACAAAGUUAAUGUCCUGGAGUGGCCAAGUGAGCCCAGACCUUGAUCUAAUUGAGAAUUUAUGGCUGGAUUUGAGAAGGGCUGUUCAUUCAUGAUCCCCAUGCAAUCUGACAGAGCUUGAGCAGUUUUGUAAAGAAGAAUGGGGGAGAAUUAUAGUAUCCAGGUGUGUAAAGGUAAUAAAGACCUACUCACACAAACUUGGCUGUAAUUGCUGCCAAAGGUGCAUCUACUAAAUACUGACUUGAAGGGGGUGAGUAAUUAUCAAUUAUUUUUUGUU
Molecule: messenger RNA, 8097 nt
Organism: Mobula hypostoma (lesser devil ray)
Lineage: Eukaryota; Metazoa; Chordata; Chondrichthyes; Myliobatiformes; Myliobatidae
Gene: micall2a
Product: mical-like 2a
Exons: 15
Coding region: 184-2964 (926 amino acids)
Molecular function (GO): protein binding
Source: RefSeq, a predicted model, not a curated record